CUUAGCCGAAUGUGUUUAUUUAUAAAUGGAAAUAAUUAGCACCUUGAAACUAUCCCCAAUAUUGCUCUCGUAUUAUUUCUCUUAAUGUCUCCCCAAGAGCGCAGGGAGCACGCUCCCAAAGAGAUAACAACAGCUGCUCGCCAAAUACAUCGCGUGUUUUGGAAGCAACAAUUCCUCUUCAAACGCUCCACCGCCGUCAACAGAGCUCCAUCGUAAUUUUUGUUAGGCGCGAGUGCGUCAUUAUUAUACACAAAUUAAGGAAAAUCAAUUGUGGUGCCAAAGUGCGUGCAAUUAAAGUGUCAAAUUAAGUUUAAGAAGCCCCAAAAAAACCCACAAAAUGGAGCGUAUUUUGAGGGGAAUUAUGCGGUACAGAAAUACAACGAGGGAGCAAAUGGUCAAGGAGUUCCAGAAAGUCCGCGACAAUCCAGAACCCAAGGCCGUCUUCUUCACCUGCAUGGACAGUAGAAUGAUUCCCACCCGGUACACCGACACUCACGUGGGCGAUAUGUUUGUGGUGCGAAAUGCUGGCAAUCUGAUUCCCCAUGCCCAGCACUUCCAGGACGAAUACUUCAGCUGCGAACCGGCAGCUCUGGAGCUUGGAUGCGUGGUGAAUGACAUUAGACACAUAAUAGUCUGCGGACACAGCGACUGCAAGGCCAUGAACCUGUUGUACCAACUAAGAGAUCCUGAUUUCGCCUCUAAGCUUAAUCGACGCCUCUCACCGUUGCGAUCUUGGCUGUGCACCCAUGCGAACACCAGCUUGGAGAGGUUCCAGGAGUGGCGGGACGCAGGCAUGAAGGAUCCACUAAUCUUCUCUUCGGAGACGCCACUCCGCCGCUUUGUGGCCUACAUCGAUGAGGAGCAGAAGUUUACAUUGGAGGACAAACUAUCCCAGAUCAACACACUGCAGCAAAUGUCCAACAUUGCCUCGUACGGCUUCCUUAAGGCUCGCCUAGAAUCCCACGAUCUCCACAUUCAUGCCCUUUGGUUCGAUAUUUAUACCGGUGACAUAUAUUACUUUAGUCGCGGAGCCAAACGUUUUCUGCCUGUUGAUGAGGACACCGUGGAUCGAUUGUCCGAGGAGGUCAGGAGAUUCUAUUCGUAGGCGAAACAGGGCAACAGGACCAACUGGAUUAUCUGUGAUAUGUGGGCCUUAUACUGCGAUCGGCAUUUACAAGUUACCAAUACUUAAGAUUGUUUUGUGUAUUUAUAAGUGUGUAAUUGUUUUUGUAUAUAAACUUAAGGCCUACAAAGGUUU
This is a messenger RNA of Drosophila erecta, 1258 nucleotides long. It is a transcript of the gene CAHbeta, whose product is annotated as beta carbonic anhydrase 1. Gene Ontology annotation, molecular function: carbonate dehydratase activity; zinc ion binding. The record is from RefSeq and is a predicted model, not a curated record. The coding region runs from base 338 to 1105 and encodes 255 amino acids. Lineage: Eukaryota; Metazoa; Arthropoda; Insecta; Diptera; Drosophilidae. The transcript is spliced from 4 exons.